This is a messenger RNA of Polistes canadensis, 8304 nucleotides long. RefSeq names its product regulating synaptic membrane exocytosis protein 2 (gene Rim). Gene Ontology annotation, biological process: positive regulation of synaptic transmission; calcium ion-regulated exocytosis of neurotransmitter; regulation of synaptic plasticity. The record is from RefSeq and is a predicted model, not a curated record. Gene Ontology annotation, molecular function: transmembrane transporter binding; small GTPase binding. The coding region runs from base 2778 to 8123 and encodes 1781 amino acids. NCBI's taxonomy places the organism in Eukaryota, Metazoa, Arthropoda, Insecta, Hymenoptera, Vespidae. The transcript is spliced from 25 exons. Gene Ontology annotation, cellular component: presynaptic membrane; cytoskeleton of presynaptic active zone.
AAGAAGAGUAAGGAAAUUAAUAAAAAAAAAAAAAGAAAGAUAAAGAAAGAUAGAAGGGUGGAAGAAGAAGAAGAAGAAGAAGAAGAAGAAGCGAGCAAGCGAGAAAAGGAACAUCGUUAAGCUUUGACUACUAUUUUUCCUAUACUUGGAUUCCUAUCACCCUGACUACUACAACUACUAUAUUACAUCGGGAAUUAGUUGGAUUUUAUUUUCAACGGGUUGUGACUGUCUACUCGCGUGUUAUACAAAUCCGUGCUGCUAUUUCAACGAGAUUCGAGAACUGUGAGUGUUUAAUCUUGAACCUGAUCAAAUUUGGAGUCUAUAUGGUUAUCCUUAGGAAAAGAAUAAAUAACGAACAAAUUCUUCGUUAUUAAAUCGAAGAAAAAGAAAUAAUAAAUCGAGGAUUAUAAGAAGAAAUAAGAAAAGAAGAAGAAGAAGAAGGAGAAGAAGAAGAAUAAGAAGAAGAAGAAGAAGAAGAAGAAGAAGAAGAAGAAGAAGUUGAAUAAGAAGAAAUUGAUUACAGUAGUACUGGCGAGGUAACGGAUUAAGCUCGCUCGAGGAAGCAAUUUUCUCAUGGGUGUGGAACGAUCCGGGAGAGGAGCGCGAUAUAUCUCGAGUGUGUGUGGGUGUCGCGGUCACUGCGGAGAGGGCUCGCUCGCAGUGGAUAGCGCCAUCAUCGUGUCGGCUGCCACGUGAAGCGCUUCCGAGACCUUUUUUGGUUAUCUAUUUUUCUUCCUUUCUCUCUCUCUCUUUCAUUUAUUUAAUCUCCCUCAUUUAUAAUCUUUUAUACGAAUAGAAUAAUAUUCUCUCCCUUGACUCUUAUUCCCGUACUUGUCGCAUCCCUUAAAACUUCACUUUUUUAAUUUACCCGCUUUUUUGGUGGAAAUUAGCAGUGAGUUAGGACUCGGAUUUAAAACGGGAACGGAACGAUACGAAACGGAACGGAAUCAAGCCGAACGACGGAAUUAAGCGGAACGGAACGGAACGGAACGGGAGGAGUGGACAAAAGAAGGAAGAGAGGAUAAGAGAGAGAGAGAGAGAGAGAUAAAAGAGAGAUCAAAUAUUAAGAAGAAAAUAAAAAUAUAUAUUAUCUGGAGUGUUCUUCGAUUAGUAGGACCAUUUGUUAAGGAAGUUUGAUCGUUGUGCUACGUCCCAAGUUGGAAUAUUUGUAUCCUUACGAUUCGACAAGGAUAAAAAUGAUUUUUUCUCUAUAAUUAUUAUCCCACUUUCUGUAAGGGAUUUUAGAGAAGUUCAAGAGAAAGAUUGGAAAAGUUAGGAAGAUUGAGGAUUAAUCAAACAAGUAAAGAAGGAAGCAAACAAGGAAGCCGUUGACCUCGCUGUCUGUCCUAUUGGAAGAUAAGGAAGCGGAUAUAAUCGAAGUAGGGAUUAACGAAGCGAAAAUCGCGAAAAAAGGAUAGAGAAAUCGAGCGAGUUGAUUCGAGCCGAGUCGAGUUGAGUCGAGCCGAGUCGAAUCGAGUCGAGUCGAGUCGUGUGGUGGCAGCCCAGUGACCCGUUUUCUCCCUUUACCCUUAAAUCGAUGUACUCCCGUGCCGUUUAGAAGGGAACGAAAACAAAACACGAGCUUUCAAAGACCCUUACACGCUCCUUCUUCGCUACUCUUUCUUCGAGGAUAUCGGAAACACGGCAACACGCUACCCGUGACCCCCUUUUUCAUUCCAAAUCGAUGUAGUUCUCGUUGAUCGAGAGAGUGUGCCAGAGAAAGAGAGAGAAAGAAAUAACGUUAAGAUUAACAAAGAUAGAUAGAUAGAUAGAUAGAUAGAUAAAUAGAUAGAUAGACGGAUAGCCAAAUAGAUAGAUAGAUAACAAAAAAAGGGAUAUAGAAAAAAAGAAAAACAAAUAAAGUAUUUGAAGAAAGUGAAUUUUCCUUUGACAAUCAUAAGAACAACAACGUCCCUCGACGUCGUUCCAUGCUGGAUCCGAGCGUUGGACCAGGUACGACGGAGAGGGAAGAGAGAAGAAGAAGAAUGCGAGAACCUUUUAAAAGUCUGUGAACAUGAUUUGUCAUACGGAUGUCGCGGGUGGUAAUCGUAAGACGAGCAACACCGACGACGAAGACGAAGACGACGACGGCGACGACGAGGACGAGGACGAGGACGACGAGGAGGAGGACGAGGACGACGAGGACGAGGCCGAUAACGAUUACGAUAACGACAAGAACGAGGAGGAGGAUAAGGAGAACGAAGACAAGGAGGAGGACAAAGAGGAAGACAAAGGAACGAAUUAUUUCACAAUUGAUACGUUUAACGCGUUGAGGACUAUUGUUGUUAUUAGAGAGGAAGAUAGGAUAAUAAGGAGAAGGAGAAGAAGAAGGAUAGAUAGAGGAGAACAAGUAGAAGAAGAAGAAGAAGAAGAAGAAGAAGAGGAGGAAGAAGAAAAAGAAGGGGAGGGCGUAACGUCGCGGGCGUGUUUGCGAGGGUUUGGUGAUAAGGUGGUGCGUUCACCGGGUGUCGGAUGACUCGGCGACGAGGGCUUAGAUAUCCCGUAGUCGUAGAAAAGGCGCGUUAUCCCGCGAUAAUAAUAAAAAUAAUAAUAACAGAAGGUGGUUAUAUAUCAGUCUUAUAUUCGAUAAGAGAACAUAGUUCGCGCGAGUCCGUCGCGUUAUCUCGUAGGCGACGUCGCCGGUGCGUUUUGGCGCUGCAUCAGCACCGGCCUCCUUCUCUUAGCCAGGCCGCUGCCCACCAUCCUGCCCACCAACACGUUAAACCCCGACCUCCCCCCCGUGCUGCACCCAACUCGCCCAACCUCUUUACACCGUGAUGGAGGACUUACCCGAUAUCUCGCACCUCACUCCCGAGGAGAGGCGCAUCAUCGAGGAAGUCGUCAUACGGCAAAAGAGGGAGGAGGAAAAAGAGAAUGAAAUUAUGAGACGAAAACAGGACGAGGUACAAGUCCUCGAAGAAACGAUACGAGCCCGCUCGGAAAAACACAAGAAGGCUGGGGUAGAACUUAAUGCAACGUGUCAAGUGUGCAUGAAAACCAAGUUUGCCGAUGGCAUUGGUCACAACUGCAACUACUGCCAUAUCCGGUGCUGUGCACGCUGCGGUGCAAAGAUCACUCUACGUUCGCGUAGGGAAAUAUGGGUGUGCAUCGUCUGUCGAAAGAAGCAAGAGGUCCUGACGAUGACAAAGGCUGGCCUCGGGACCGUGGACAAUGCGAUGCUGCCAAUGCGAAUGCAGGAGGACAUGCAGGUGGGUGGUCCUCCGGGACUCUUGGACCAAACUCAGGAUAAGAGGCCGAAACUCGAGAGGGCGCACAGCGCAGCCGAGAAGGAGAACCUGCCUUUGCUGCAAAGAAGCGGAAGUCUGCUCAAAAGGCAGUACUCCCAGCAAGAGCAGGUUCCACGUCGGGUGUCUACCAGCGAUAGCGGAGUUGAGAUGUCCGUUUCACCUCACUCGAGAAGUCUACCGACACCCCAAGUAGUCGGUUCGUAUCCUAUACCAAAAUCUCUGAGACAUCAUACCUUCGGCCCAGACGAAACUAGUCUGUUCAGGAGUGAAAUCGACGGUCUCAUGAGAGAACAUCAAAAAAAUUAUCCGAGGCAUCGACCGAUUUAUCAGGAUCAAAACUCUGAUUUUGCAAUGGCUUAUGGUCAACCCGGGACGGAAACGGGACCUUCGCGUGGACCAGUUCAUCCCUCGCAACAGCACACAGUUGUACAUCAAGCGCAAGGUACGCAUCCCUCACAAUCAGCUGUGGCAGGUCAGAGUACUCUUCAGCAACAAAGAAGUUACAGUAGCAGCGAGGAAGAACGGAGUACACCGGAAUGUGGGAGUGACGAGCCGGACGAGUCCGAGAAGGGAAAGGAGUACUACCCUAAGAUGGAUGGUCCAAUGGCUGUGAGCAAGGAUACACGUACGAAGAAGAAUGCUACCCAUAAUGGGCAACUAUCCAUUACGAGUACUAUCAAUAUCGAAUUUAAUGGCAAUCAUCAACCGAGAGAGCCACGAAAAGAACUCAACACGAUCGUCAGACGGAGUUUCCGGAGGAAUGGCGACGAAUGGCGUGCCGAUAGUAGGAGGUUCACCGAAAGAAGGGGGAAAAAGACGGUACGAUUUUACGGUGGGACCAAUAUUGGGAGACAUCAGGAGGAUGAUUGGUCAUGGGAAGUUGCCGAUCAUUGUCGGCAAGGUAGUCAGGACAGCGCAACUAAAGAUUCCGGUAUAGACACGUCAAGCACCUUCACGAGCAGUGAAGAAAGCAACAGGGGCGAGUUGCCCAAGCAUCCUUUGUCCUGGCAAGUAAGCAGAGACGGUCAGAAAGUAAUCGGACACAUGGUCUUACGAAAGUCCUUGGGUUCUGAAACCGGUACAAGUAUACUCGGUCUCAAGGUCGUCGGUGGGAUACUAUUAGAGGAUGGUUCUAGGGGUGCAGUUAUCGAAAAAGUCAAGAAGGGUAGUACAGCAGAUGUUGAUGGUCACUUAAGACCCGGUGACGAGGUACUCGAAUGGAAUAACAGAUCUCUUCAGGGUAGGAGCUUCAAGGACGUAUACGAAAUUAUCGCGGAAUCGAGACAGGAGUCUCAAGUUGAAUUGAUAGUUUCGCGAAAUUUAUCGGCUGCUUUGGCACCUAGUACUACGACAAUGACGACUUCGACGAUUAUGGUAGGACAACAACAGCAACAACAAAAACAAUUGCAACAACAACAAUUACAUCAACAAAGAUUACCGGUUACGUCGAUGUCCGUCCCGUCCAGACGAAUUACUUCGCAAACCCAAUGGAGAACAAAACAGGACUCCAUUUCCAGUCCUCAACAACCACAUCAUAAAGAUUAUAUGAUUUUUCGCAUUCCAGGUCUUAAGAAAUGUAUUCUAUGGGAGUUGUACGACGCGAGGCGCGAGAAACCGUCGGUUUUAGUGACGUCACCUGGUUCACCGGACCUAAACGCUCAAGGACGUGUCAGGCAUGGACGUAGAGCAACGACAGGAAACGUCAACGUCGGUGGUGAUCUUCAAGUGAAGUUAGCCUUCGAUCCUGUAGCACUUCAACUAUUGGUCACUGUCAUUUGCGCAUCGGCUCUUAGCCCACGUCCUGAUGGUCAACCGAGAAAUCCUUACGCCAAGAUCUUCCUACUUCCUGAUAGAAGCGAGAAGUCAAAGAGACGAACGAAAACAUUGGCGAACACGAACGAUCCUAAAUGGAAUCAGACAUUCGUUUACAACGGGAUAAGAAGUUCGGAGCUUAGAAAGAGGGCAUUGGAGAUAACAGUUUGGGAUUACGGGAGGUACGACGCGAAUGAUUUUCUCGGUGAGGUCGUCAUAGAAUUGGCUGUUGCACCAUUGGACGACGAAAUAGAAUGGCAUCCAUUGACGAUACACGCGGAACAUCGGCAUUAUCAGGAGGCCGAGGAUAUGGUGAUAACUCCGGUGGAUUGCCAUCUUAGCCCGCCGUCGACAACAUCGAGAUUAAGCGAUUCCGACACUUCGGAGUGCGACAUCACGGAUUGCGACGUCUCCAGGGAACAGAGACGAACGGCUGACGGUGCCAGCAUAAGUAGUAUCGGCAGUUCCUCCAGGUUUCAUAAUAUGCCGUCAAAUUAUAAGCGCCACUAUUCUAGCCCCCCGCCGGAAAGAGAGCUGUGUGUCGAUGGUGAACAUCGGAGUCGAAGGGACAUGUCACCUCAAGGUCGUAAAAGAGCUGCCCUUAUGGUGUCCCGUGAUCAUCCCGCGUCCAUCUCUGGCUAUCAAACUUAUCGCAAGGACGAUAUUCAUCGUGGAAUGAUGGGUCACAGAUCUCACAGCGCGGCACCAAUGGACUCACCUAGCGUACGUUACCGUGGCCGAUCCCAAAGUCCCACCGGUCAUCGUUCUUUAUCUCCACCCGAACACAGAUCCAUGCCUUAUUCGCACAGUUACAUGCCGAGAUUCGGUUCUAGAUCGGCAACAGCCACACCUACCGGUUCGCCAAAGAAGCGUCAGCUUCCACAAAUCCCAGCAGCCUUGAAGGACAGAGUAACGCACGAUUUUGAAGAUAGAGCAAAGUUUAUGAGGCAUCGUAAUAGACCAGGACACACAACUUAUAGGAGUACAGGAAUGGGAGGCUGGGAAAGACACUACAGUGGUCUUUCAGAUUCGGAUCUACCAUCGAUGGGACAUGAUCCUUUAUCGUUACCGCACAGUAAUGCUCACAGACUGCACAGACCACGAAGGGGGCAUUUAAGUCCGGACAAAGAUGUGCUUGGUGACCUUGGGGACUCCGACAUGGAGAGCAUAGCAUCAGUAACGAGCAGUGCCUUCAGUACGCAAUCGGAACGACCACGUGGAUCGAGGGGAUUAAUUCUCUUUGAUUCCCAAACCGCUACCUCCGACACUGCUAAAAACUACCACCCACGGGCCGACGAUCAUCAACACGAAAACCCACGUACGAUCGCGAAACCGACAUCGACGCAAUACCACCAACAACAAUAUCAACAACAACAACAACAACAACAACAUCAACAUCAACAACAUCAACAACUACAACAACAUCAACAACAUCAACAACAUCAACCACAUCAUCGACAUCAUCAACAUCGUCAAACGAACCACGAACCACGAUCGUCGUCGUCGUCGUCGCCGCCGCCGCCGCCGCCACUCCCGCACCCGCACCCGCACCCGCCGCCGUCGUUGUCGUCGUCGUCGUCGUGUCAAUGCUGCGCCCAUCCUCCUCCCUUCAUUCACAAUAAUAAUACCGUUGACUACGUCGCCGCUAACAAUUACUAUCCCUCUAAUCGUCGCCACGACCACGACAAUGAUUUCCCAAUGACUUCCCAUCGACGUACCGCCCACCAUCGGAAAAUAUUAACUUAUCACGACGCCGGCGGCGACGCCGACGGUACCGUUAACGUCAUCAUCGACGAUGGUGACGUUCUCGACGGUGAUGUUGUUGAUCAUCGACGACGACGUUACGACGACGACGACCUGCGGGAUCGUCGCUCCUCCUCCAUGCCCGAAAGCAGCGAGUACUCCGGCCAGUCGGGCUCGUACGAAAAACCAACGAGGCAUCAGACGACCGACAAUGGCCACGACGAACAACAUACAGGAAAACGGGGCCAAUUUAUUAGGAGUCUCAGUAACACGGACGCGCCGCCCGAUGAGAAAGUUGAUGGGAGUUUGAGCGACACGGCCGUCAGUCACGUGGAUGAUGCCUCGAGGAGGGAUCGUAAGAGUUCACCGGGUAGUAAAAGUGGAAGCGGAAGUAGCAGCGGCGGCGGAAGCGCCGUACAGUAUCAGACCGGGCUUGGAAAGAAGAGUAACAGCACGAGUCAGCUAUCCGCGACAGGUGGUACAUGCGUGGGCGAGGAAGGACGGAAACGACGGCUUGGAUUUGGGAAGAAGGGGAAGUCGUCCUUUACAGUUCACAGGAGCGAGGAAGUCCUACCGGAGGACACGGCCAGCGGUAGGAGCGGAAGGCAAGCGAGCUCCGCGAGCAGCGAUGGCGAGGGAAGCGGCGACGGGGACAGGUCCGUCCAUCGUCCCAUUAAACCCUGGUCACCCAGUCUGCGAUUGGCAUCGGAGACCGGGCAGCUGAGAGACUUCAUCGAGGAUCUUGGGCCUGCACAAGUAGUUGGAAGACAAGCGUUAGGUGCUGGUCAUCUUGGUGCCAUACAACUAUCUCUUAGCAAUACCAAAGGUUAUCUCGAAGUUGAGAUAAUUCGUGCCAAAGAUCUUAAAUCGAAAAUUGGAAGCAAAGCCAUUCCAGCUUCUUACGUAAAGGUUUAUCUGAUGAAUGGGAAGAAAUGUAUAGAAAAAGCGAAGACCUCGACGGCACGAAGAACGUUAGAUCCUUUUUACCAAGAAUCUUUGGCAUUUAGAGAAAAUUACCGGGGCUGUAUAUUGCAAAUUACAGUUUGGGGUGAUUAUGGCCGUUUCGAAGGGAAGAAAGUGUUCAUGGGCCUCGCACAGAUCGUAUUGGACGAUCUGAACCUGAAUCAGAUGGUGUUUGGAUGGUACAAACUGUUUGACGCCACAUUGCUGGUCAGUGGGCCUUCAACCCUUGCUUUAUCACGUCGCUCCUCAGCCACGUCCUUAGAAUCCUUGAAAUCACUGCGAAUCGAUGAAGUUUCGAGUGAACGUGAAACGGAGGAAAAGAGAUCGGCACGUUUUUUGGACGUCGAUGAACGAUGAUGAAAAUGUGAUCCAGAAGAAGAAGAAGAAGCAGAAAAAGAAGAAGAAGUUUCAUUGGUGGAAACCGAAGAAUACAAAUCUUCGAGCACGAGGGACGAAAUAUUGUGCUUACCUACCCUCGAAGUUGAGAAAAACGGACACAACAUUUUUCGUCGUGUGAUUGAACAGGAAAAAAAAAGAA